Messenger RNA from Pomacea canaliculata, 3307 nucleotides. Its product is annotated as zinc finger protein 45-like. Gene Ontology annotation, biological process: regulation of transcription by RNA polymerase II. Lineage: Eukaryota; Metazoa; Mollusca; Gastropoda; Architaenioglossa; Ampullariidae. Gene Ontology annotation, molecular function: DNA-binding transcription factor activity, RNA polymerase II-specific; RNA polymerase II cis-regulatory region sequence-specific DNA binding. Gene Ontology annotation, cellular component: nucleus. The record is from RefSeq and is a predicted model, not a curated record. The coding region runs from base 510 to 2585 and encodes 691 amino acids. The transcript has 10 exons.
CUGUCGCUUCUGCCCUCGUUCACCAAAGGGUGGGGGGAAAUUUCGCCGAAGACGUUCUUUCGUUUUAACGGAGUGCAUAUUAAUCACAAGUAGUGAAGGAUACAACGAUAUAAUAUUUUUUGUAUUAAACAUUGUGUGCUUAAAACUGUAUGUAUACAUAUUUAUCACUAAGAAGUACAAUUACUCGUACUAAGAGAUUGAAUAAAUAUAAGAUGGACAAUGCUAGUGCUGGAGGAUCAUGAAAAGCCAGUUUUGGCUAGUAAACAAGGUUAAAAGAUCGACUAGAAUUGUCUGGCAAUUUGAACCACUAGCAUCAUGCAAUGAGUUGCACUGAUCAGAUAGCCGAUUCCACGCGCAUGUGACAUCUGUUUACAGCUAUUCAGGGAGAAGAUGGACAAUUUACUAUCAUCAAAAUUGAACCUAAAGAUCCAAAUGGGUCUGUCUGCUUGGGGACAAGUGACCAGGCAGAAAAUAUACCAGCAGAAAUUCAAACUGUUGAUGUGGAAGAGAUGACUCACCCAGUCAUACAUGUAACUCAAGAUAAUAAUCAUCUUCAUGAAUCAUCUGCAGAUAUGCAUCUGAAUGCUGCUGAAUUAGAGGCUAGUCGGGAUCAUAAUGGAUCCAGAAUUAGCUGGAAUUAUCAUUUCCAGGCCUUGAAUGAGGCAUCUGUGCAAGCUAAUGAUUAUGAGAUAGAGAGAGCAACAGGCACACUUCCUGCACGCAAAAGAUUUAUUCCUGUGAAGUUUAGGGAUUUUCGGUCUCCAGAAGAAAUUAGUGAAAAUGAGGAUGAUGACUCAGAUUAUGAGCCAGAACCUUUGCCUAUACCUCAGCGCAAAAGAAGAGGUCGUCCAAGAAAGCAUCUAGAAGGUGAGGCUGGAGACAAUGCAGGUCCCAGUAUAGUAAAGAAACCCAAGAUGAUUAAAACAGCCAAUGGUUACAAGUGUACAACCUGCAAUCGUGUUUUUAGCCAAAAGGGUAACCUCAAGGUCCAUCUUAUCACACAUACUGAUAUUCGACCCUUUCCCUGCGAUUUUGAAAAUUGUAAUAAGCACUUUAGAACAAGAGAGAGUCUCCGCAGGCACAAGUUAGCUCAUCUAGGAAUAAAACCUUUCGAAUGUGAUGUGUGCAAGAAAAAGUUCUGCAGUGCCCUUAGUUUGCAAGAGCACAAGUCUCGCCACACAGAAGCCAAACCUUACUCAUGCAACAUUUGUCAGCGUGCAUUUCGUCAGAUCAGCUGCCUGCGGCGACACCUGAUGACCCAUACUCAGGAGAUGCGAUACACUUGUGAGAUAUGUGAGCGAAAAUUCACCCAGGCCAUUUACCUGCGUUCUCACAUGAAAGUCCACACAGGAGAACGACCAUACUCAUGUGAACAGUGUAACAAAUUGUUUGCUCAUGCUUCAGACCUUCAGCGUCACCGAAUCAUUCAUACAGGUAAAAAACCUUAUGCCUGCAGCGUUUGUGGAAUCCGUUUCAGUGAUCCAUCUAGUCGUCGCCGACAUGAAAAAGAGCAUGUUGGUUCUAAACCAUAUUGUUGUCAUCUUUGCUCUGAGGGAUUCAAGCGAGCAGGUCAGCUGAGAGCUCACCUCUUUAGGCACCAUGGAGGUUUAAAGGAAGGUGUGGAAUUUCAGAUUCAGGAAGGGUCAGAGCCUGUUUGUUAUCGUAUAGAAUUAAGAGAAGAAACAGCAGGUGGAUUGGAAGCAGAUCCAGCUUCAGCCACUAGAGCAUUAGAUUGGUCUGCUUUUGAUGAAAAGAAAAUUGUGAGUUUGAUUCAGAACUUAAACCAUGACAUUGUGGUACAAGAAGUUGAGGUGCCUGCUAGUUCUGUGAGAGAGGGAGUAGAAGCAGAACACAUGGAGGAGGUGGUGGUAGCUGAAGGACAUGCAAGUGUGGAUAUGGAGCAGAUGGUCAUACCCGUUGAAGUUGCAACUGUUGUAGAAGCAGGGGAAGAGGCAGGAGAGAAAUUAAUAACAAUUGCAGAAGUGGAAGCAGGCAGUGAAGGGGAAAUAGAAUCUUAUCAGAUCUUGCAGGGAAUAUCAACAGAUGUAGACAGCCUAGCUCAAGAGAUGAUAGCUGUGCAUUAUCAUCAGCCACCUUCAACCUUGGGAAAUGAGUCUUGCUUAGCUCCCACUACAGUUGUCUCUGCAUUGGCUGGCACAUCGGUAGCAGCAGGCACAAUGCUGUCUACGAUGGCCUCUCCCCAGGCAAAUGCACAGAAAAGCAAAACAACAGCAACAUCUACAUCAGUUUCUGACUUAACAUCAAACACGGUGGUAGCAGCAACAUCAGACUACAUCAACAAACCAGAUUUUGGAAGCCAGGAAUACUACAACUGGCUCUCAAGCUUUACAGAAGUCUGUAAAUUGGUGCCCAUGCCACUGGAUGUGGAACUAUUUCAGAAGAUAAGUCAACUGCACAAAACCCUUUCUGAUUUUAUGGCCUCUCCUUCAGGUGUUAUUUCUGAUAAAGAAAAUUUUUGUAUCCUUAUGAGCAUUUCAAAAGAUCUUAAUCACAUUCUUAACGAGCAUCUGUCCUUCAUGCUGCAGAAUCUUUCUGAUGGCCAUUUAGCAGCUACUGGCAUAUGACACAACUGGCAAAGAAAUCUUUGUUCUUUCAAGCAUUCUUAAGAAAAUCUUUGUUCUUUGGAGGAUUUUUAACAAAACUCAUAUGCUGAUUGUGCAAACUAAAAUGUAAACUUUAUCAGUCUCAAGGAGAAAGUAGUCUGGUCAUAGUUGGUAAAUGUUUUAAUGCAGAAAGUGUUGCUGACUGAACCAAAUGGGCUGUCAAAUGAUUCAUUUAUGUUUGGAACUUUUCUUUUGACAUGCAUUCAUGUGCAUACACAUACUUAAUAAUAAAACUCUUGCAUACGAAAAACAUAGGGAUUGAACAAUUUUCAAAAUGAUUUAUAUAGAAAUAUACCAGGGUGGCAGGGUGGAGGGGGUUAAUGCAUUUGCAACUUGUUCUUUUUUGCAUAAUGACUGUUAGCAGUAUUUAGAUAUAUGAUGUUGAAUGAAAGAUGGGACCUGCUACAAGAUAUAUGUGUGUGUGAGAUGGAGACAUCAACAUAAUUGACAUGACACAAACCUUUUUCAAACCUGAAUUGAGCAAGUUCUUUUCAAGAAUAAAAAUGCUGUAGCCUUAUCACAUAUGCUAAACUGGUGGAAACAAGGUGACAAUGCAUAGUGUUUUCCCACAUAAUGUUUAACAAUGGAUGUUUUUUGUCGCGGUUAUCCCAUGCAUACUUGUUCUAUCAUGGAAGGGACCAGUUUGUUUCUUGAGGAUAAAACUGUUGUUUCGUCUUGAUGGG